AUGGCGCAAAGCAUAAACAACGAAGCAACCAAUGAUGACGCGGCGGCAAAUCACACCUCUGAGGCCGGGGCUAGUGCACCGCUUCUGCCUGUCUCUCGCCCAGAUCCCAGCGAGCCCCACGAGCCUGUGGCUGCCACUGGUAAUGAUUAUGACGAAGAAGAGGACGACGACUACGACCCCGAGGCCAAGGCCGCCGACGAUGAGGUAAGUGACGACAGCGACAAAGAAGAUCCCGGCGAGAAAUACGACUACAGCGCCAUCUCGGCCACCGCCACCCAGGUCCGGACCAGGAACCAGAGGUACCAGGAGAAGCAUGAGGCCGCCAGUAGAAUCACUAACAUCAUUGGGCCCGUGAGCUCGAACCUUGACUUUGACUCGAUCUUCAGCGACUUGAAGCUGAAGAGUGUCGAAGGUAAACCCACCAAUUGGAACGAAAUCCUAGGGUCUCAGGAUGAGGAUACCACUAAUAAGGACGCUCCAACCGCCCACCAGAGUCUCGUGCCGGCCGCUGCUUCUGGUCCUGCUACCUCCUCUACCACGAUAGAUGACCAGGAUAAAAUAUGGAUCAAGACGUCGUAUGUGUUUGCCGGUAAGGUCAUCACCGAGUCCAAGCAAGUGGAUGCGAACUCUGCCGAGGCCAAGGCAUUCUUGGGGUCUUCAGCCGGUCUCCAGAUAAACAGCAGUGACGAGCCGCAGAAUAGGGCGUUCGUUCCAGUGAUACGGACGAUUCCCGGUGAAAAAGAGCCUGUUGAGUUGCGAAUCAAGCUUAAAAGACCAUCAUUAAUCGACCGGUUUAUGAGCACACAAGGAAACAAGCACCAGAAGCUUUCUACGCUUGAGAAGUCUCGAUUGGACUGGGCAUGUUUUGUCGAUCAAAACAAGAUCAAUGAUGAAUUGAAACUCCACAACAAAGACGGUUACUUGGAGAAACAAGAUUUCUUGGGCCGUCUUCAGGCCAAACAAGACGAAUCCUACAGCCAGGCUAAAGAGGUUGACCGUGCACGGCGAUGGCAGGAACAACAGAAGGCACUUUAGUCAAUUGACCUGUAAAUAUGUAAUAUAAUGUACACUGGUAUCUUGUGUGAAAAA
Molecule: messenger RNA, 1089 nt
Organism: Yamadazyma tenuis ATCC 10573
Lineage: Eukaryota; Fungi; Ascomycota; Pichiomycetes; Serinales; Debaryomycetaceae
Gene: SWC5
Cellular component (GO): Swr1 complex
Source: RefSeq, a predicted model, not a curated record